Vicia villosa (hairy vetch) is the source of this 837-nucleotide messenger RNA. RefSeq lists its product as uncharacterized. The record is from RefSeq and is a predicted model, not a curated record. Gene Ontology annotation, molecular function: oxidoreductase activity; 3-dehydroquinate synthase activity. The transcript has 5 exons. NCBI's taxonomy places the organism in Eukaryota, Viridiplantae, Streptophyta, Magnoliopsida, Fabales, Fabaceae. Gene Ontology annotation, biological process: aromatic amino acid biosynthetic process. Bases 1 to 837 code for a protein of 278 amino acids.
AUGGUGCAAAGUGUGGUUGUGAUCAAAGAUAGUUGUAGAGAAUUCAAUUCAAAAGUUUUUCAUUGGGCUCCUAAUGGAUUAUCACUUGUGGCUGGAGAUAACCUCACUCUUGUUGUAGUUCUUCACCAAGUUAUCACUCCUUUGGGGUGCAAAAUCAGUGUGGAUGGUAGGUUAGCAUUUGGUGCAAAUCAGAAGAUUAUUGAGGCAGAAGUUGCAAGGAAAAAAAAUGAGUAUAAGAAAAAUGAAGAGCUUGCUCAUAUUUUUCAACUUUAUAAAUCAAUGAAGGUUGGAUUUAAUAUAGAAAUAGCCAUGGGAUCUUCACCUAAGGCUGUUGCAUUAAAAUCAGCCACAAAGCUAAAGGCCACUUGGUUGAUACUAGAUAGGAAAAUGAAGAAUGAUGAGGACUACUUUCUUAAAAAACUUUCUUGUGGCAUAUCAAGAGUAAGGAGUUCCGAUAGAAUUAUACGUAUAAGAGGACUGAUCGAUACACCUCAACAAAAAAGUUCUUAUAGAAGCUCUGAAACAUACGGUGAUAGUUUACCACCGUAUGAAUUUUCAAUUGAUUCCGAGUUUUUCACCAUUGAAAAUUUCUCCUAUAAUCGAGUAAACUAUGGUAUGCAUCAUGAUCAAGGAGAGAGACAAAAUAUGAACUUUGAAGAAAACAAACACAAUGAGCAAAAGAGGGUCAUAAACAAGAAGGAAGAAUUUCAAGAGAACAACAACAAAAUACAAGAACAUGAAAGUGAAAGAUAUAAAUAUUUUGGUGGAGCCAGAAAUUUUUUUCUUGGAGGGGCUGAAAACUAUACAAUAUCUGAGCAUUUUUUCAAGUUUGAGUGA